UCUAGAUAUGUUCCUUUCUUUUGUUCUUUAUUUUUUUCUUCAACAAUUGACAAAGAAAAAUUGCAGCAUCAUGUCUCAAAAUCUGGCGACGCUCCAAAUCCUUCUUCUUUGCAGCUGCUUCUUCCUUAUGUUCUUUCUUUUCUCGGCCUCAAAAUAGAUGAUGUUUCAUAUUGACCAAGAGGGGACGGAUCUAUAGGAGAAAUGAGAGGAGACAGAAGACGAGUUUUUUUUGUCUCUCCCUCCUUCUGUUUUUCUUCCUUUUAGGUAAUAUAUAUUGAUAUUACCACACUAUACCAUAUGGUAAUGUGUGAUAACUAAAU
Messenger RNA from Linum tenue, 320 nucleotides. Lineage: Eukaryota; Viridiplantae; Streptophyta; Magnoliopsida; Malpighiales; Linaceae. The record is from the annotation of a GenBank genome assembly.